Gadus morhua (Atlantic cod) is the source of this 1114-nucleotide messenger RNA. RefSeq names its product toll-like receptor 6. Gene Ontology annotation, molecular function: signaling receptor activity. Gene Ontology annotation, cellular component: plasma membrane. Bases 151 to 960 code for a protein of 269 amino acids. Gene Ontology annotation, biological process: inflammatory response; toll-like receptor signaling pathway. The record is from RefSeq and is a predicted model, not a curated record. The transcript has a single exon. NCBI's taxonomy places the organism in Eukaryota, Metazoa, Chordata, Actinopteri, Gadiformes, Gadidae.
UACAGAUCUAUCCCCACCUUGGUCAGUCUGUACAUAGACCAGAAUUCCAUUACAUCCGUCUCCCGGGAGUCUCUGGCGGGUCUUCCAAGUCUCAGGACUCUCAAAGCUGGAAACAACACAUAUGUCCGCUCCUGUGACUCCUAUUGGUUCAUGACUACUCUGAACAAAUCCUUGCUGCCCGACUGGCCCUUGGAUUAUACCUGCAGCACUCCCCCAUCUGUGGCUGACCUGCCGAUGUCCGAGUACAGAACCAGCAGGAUGUCCUGUGAGGCCUGGCUUCAGGCUGCCGUGGCGUUGCCCGUGACGAUGCUCAUCGUGCUGGCCCUUUGCUCUGCGUUCUACGCCUGUGACGGAGUGUGGUACACCAAGAUGCUGUGGGUGUGGAUCCGCGUGAAGAGGAGAGGCCAGAAGCAGGCCAACCUGCUGAACAACACAACGUUUCGGUACCACUCGUUCAUCUCCUACAGCCACCAAGACUCCGCCUGGGUGGAGAGCAAGCUGGUGCCGUCCCUGGAAGGGGCUGGACUCUCCCUGUGCAUCCACGAGCGAGACUUUGUGCCCAGCCAGUGGAUCAUGGACAACAUCAUCAACUGCGUGGAGGCGAGCUACAAGACGCUGUUUGUGCUGUCCAACCAAUUUGUGCAGAGUGAAUGGUGUAACUACGAACUCUUCUUUGCCCAGCAUAGAGCUCUGGACGCCCAGCAAGACUCCCUGGUCUUCAUCCUGUUGGAGCCUAUUCCGACCAACUCUCUGCCCAAGAAGUUCUUGAAACGGAGGAGAUUGCUGAUGCAGCAGACGUACCUGGAGUGGCCCAAGGAUGAGCGAAAGCAGCAGGUGUUCUGGGUCAACCUCAGGUCUAUGCUACAGGUGGCGGACCACCGGAUCCUGAAGGAUAUGGCCCUAGAGUUAACCCAAAGCGCUUCUCUGAUCCCACACGAUUUGGUUCCUUUGUUAAAAUGAUGACUGCAGUCCAAAAUGAAAAUUGUGUGUGGCCCAUUCAAAGAUAAAUGUUUUUCAUUUUAACUAUGAUUGCCUGAAUGAAACUCGACAAAACUGAUCAAUUAAAGUGUUUUUUCUGCAUAUAUUUCUGGUAAAACGUACUUUCGUUUAGUUU